AUGAUGAGCGCCAUGGACCGCCUCCACAGCUCCCAGCAUGCACUGCAGCAGAGGGCACAGAGAGACCGCAGCAGGGCCCACCGCUACUGCAGGGAGAGGAGCCAGGCGGAGAGGUCAGAGGAGAAACUCUUCCUCAGGGCUGAAUCUCCUCAUCAUCAAACUCCUGCUCAAGGUCUGUGUGUGUCUCAGAACAGACUGAGACAGAUCCAUGACCCGAUCCACAAUCUCCUGCUGCAGCUUCACAAGAUCCUGUUUGUGUCACAGCUUCCUCCUGCUCUUCAGCUCGACUCCAGGCGCCGCCUAGUGGACAGGUUUAAGAAGUGCCUGUUUAACUCCCACAGUGAUCCUUACAGACUCAAAGAAGAGCUCAGCAAGCUCCUGCAGAUGUCCUCAGACGUGAUAGAGAUGAGCUUUGUCCCGGACUGGGGCUUGGGACAACACGACAGCUCCGGGGAUGAAGUUACCUAUGAACAAAUGCAGGGCUUCAUUGAGGAGCUGCUCGAACAGAACCACUAUUACAAACCUCCCAGAUUCACAGAGGACAGACGUGACUCAGAAAAUCAGUGA
Molecule: messenger RNA, 567 nt
Organism: Knipowitschia caucasica
Lineage: Eukaryota; Metazoa; Chordata; Actinopteri; Gobiiformes; Gobiidae
Source: the annotation of a GenBank genome assembly